AUGGAUGUUUUUGAAAUAUUCUCAUCCGUUUUCAUGCUUUUAUGUAGUAUAUUAGGUGUUGUAUGUGCAUUUAUAUUUAUUGGUAUAGUCAUUUGCUCUCGACAAUGUCGCACAAUAACUAUUCUACUUGUUCUAAAUUCGACAGCGGCUAACUUGAUCAUUAAUUUUGCCUGUGGUUCUCAAGCAUUUUAUCAAUUGGCAAGUGAUGGUAAUGAUAGGUUAUGUGAACUGAGAGGUUUCUUUAUUCAUCUCGGAACAUCUCUUCUAUAUCAUACACUAUGUGUACAAGCACUUCAUCGUCUUUUUGUUACUGUAUUAGCUAGACAACGAUAUCUUCAAUCAACACGUGUUAUUAUAUUUCUUGUUAUUUUACAGUGGUUGAUGUCAUUGGGCCUAUGCCUUCCCAUGCUUCUGACUGGACACAUUGUGUAUCAUCCAAAGAGUCGCAUUUGUCAGGUAGCAAUGAGUGAUUUCUUUGUUCUUCUUGGUUUGGCAGUAUUUGUCUAUCUCUGUCCACUCAUAUGGAUCGGCAUAGUCUAUAUUCAAAUUGUACGAUAUGCAAAAUAUAAUAUAUCAAUAACUAUUCGUCGAUGUCUAGUCCAAAAACAACAACGUGAAGUUCGUCUUAUUCGUCGUAUUCUCACGCUUUUUGGUAUUCUUUUAAUUAUGGGUUUUCCUUAUUUUGUUUUCUUUCUCAUGGUUCAAUUUACUCAGUCACCAGCACCAUCUUAUGGUCUACGACUCAGUUUUGUGUUUCUUUCAUUCGGUUAUGGCAUUUGUUCAUUACUCAAUUUAUUAUAUACAGAUGACGUGAGAAAAAAUAUAUUGAAUAGAAUAAACAUAUGUCGAUGCCAUAAUAGACAGGCUCGAGUACAAUGUGUGAACACUAUCAAUGUUGCUAAUUAA
This is a messenger RNA of Rotaria sp. Silwood2, 906 nucleotides long. The record is from the annotation of a GenBank genome assembly. NCBI's taxonomy places the organism in Eukaryota, Metazoa, Rotifera, Eurotatoria, Philodinida, Philodinidae.